GCGGCUUUCUGCGCGUCAGAGCCGGGUCUGCGGCGGGGAUCCGGCCGCGCUCCCUCAGACCGAAAGCUGAAACUCUCCACCGGCUACCGGAGGCCGUGGCUACCUCCCUGCUGGCACCCCCACUACCCCCGCCUCCUGGGGCGCUGCCAGGGCAAGCCCGGGAGUCCCUUUAGCCACAGUGGACAUGCGUGUCGGCGGAUCAUGGCCGCUCUUUCGGACCUGCCGGACUCGCUCGUACUGGAGAUCUUCUCUUACCUCCCGGUGCGGGACCGGAUUCGCCUCUCCAGGGUCUGUCGCCGUUGGAAGAGGCUGGUGGACGACCGGUGGCUGUGGCGACACGUGGACCUGACCGUCUGCCGGAUGCGGCCUAAAAUCAUGUGGCACCUCCUACGCCGGUACAUGGCAUCCAGACUCCAUUCCCUGCGGCUGGGUGGCUACCUGUCUUCAGGUUCCCAGACUCCCCAAUUGUCUCCAGCCCUGAUGAGGGCCCUGGGCCAGAAGUGCCCCAACCUCCAGCGUCUCUGCCUGCAUGGUGCUGACCUCAGCAUGGUGCCAAUCACCAGCCUGCCUUCCACCCUGAGGACCCUGGAGCUGCAUAGCUGUGAAAUUUCCAUGGCCUGGCUCCUCAAGGGGCAGUACCCCACUGUGCUGCCCCUGCUCGAGUGCAUCGUGCUGGACCGUGUCCCUGCCUUUCGGGAUGAGCACCUACAGGGCCUGACACACUUCCAAUCCCUGCGUUCACUGGUGCUGGGUGGCACCUACCGGGUGACUGAGACUGGGCUGGAUGCAAGCCUGCAGGAGCUGAGCUAUCUGCAGAGGCUGGAGGUGCUGGGUUGUACCUUCUCAGCGGACAGCACCCUCCUGGCCAUCAGCCGCCACCUCCGAGAUGUGCGGAAGAUCCGGCUGACCAUCACGGGGCUCUCUGCCCGUGGCCUAUCUGCCCUGGAGGGAAUGCCAGCCCUGGAGAGUCUGUGCCUGCAGGCCCCGCACAUCACCCUGGAAAUGCUUUCCCUGGCUGAAAUAAUCUCCUGCUGCCUCACCAUGCCCAAGCUUAGGGUCCUUGAGCUGCAGGGGCUAGAGUGGGACGGUCAGGAGGUAGAGAGGAUCCUGUGCCAGGGCUUGCCCCACUGUCUGGUCAUCAUCAGGGCCUGCCCCAAAGAGUCUAUGGAUUGGUGGAUAUGAUUCACCACCUGUCUCUAAGAGCCAUCUCAGUUUUCAUUAACGAGCAAGCCAUCUGAGCAGCACCUUGCAGAUGGCAGGUAAUUAGGCUAGAGGGGCCUAAAGGCCAAAGAUAGAGAGAAAUGAGGCCUUGGCACCGCCAGACAAUGGGAAUUGUUUGUCAGUUGUAUGGAUUCUGUGACAUCAGCCAGCUGGUCCCCAGAUCUGGAAAUGGGGAAGACUACAUUUACCUCAUGGUUAUGUUGCAAAGCCUUAUACUUGACCCAACCCAAGAAGGUCCUCAAUGAAGGGUCAUUCUCAGGGCAGUCCUCAGGAACAGGAUGGAUGCAGAAGGGUGUGGUUAGGAGGUAGGGGGACCUGAGGAGCCAGGGCCCCUGGAAGAGCUGUCUACAUGUGCACCAUCACACCUACACCACUAAUUUUCCUACAUGAGUGGAGGAGACACAGAAAGUACAGGUGUGACUUGUCUUUGGUGAUCAAAAUAAUGAAAGUUCUAAACUAUUUUUUUAUAUUUCCCAAGUUUUCCACAAUCUAUAUUAUUUUGCUAUUAAAGAAAAUUACUCAUUUUUUCAAAA
Messenger RNA from Miniopterus natalensis, 1754 nucleotides. RefSeq names its product F-box and leucine rich repeat protein 12 (gene FBXL12). The record is from RefSeq and is a predicted model, not a curated record. Gene Ontology annotation, molecular function: protein binding. Lineage: Eukaryota; Metazoa; Chordata; Mammalia; Chiroptera; Miniopteridae.